AGGCGGCAAGUCUUAUUCGUAGGUUUGUGACGUGAUCGGCCUUUUUUGCUCUGACGGGCACCGGGAGAAGCCGAGCUGACGUUUCCUCGAAGUGUUUUGGAAGCCCGGGGAAAGGGAGCCGGAUCUCGGAGAUUACAACUGUACUACAAUCAUGCUUUCUAAACUGGCCCAUCCACAACGCUUGGCAGUUCUGCAUCGGGGUAUCCGUACUUCAGCAAGUACGGCUACAUCGGUUGCAACCAAGAAAACAGUCCAAGGCCCACCAUCCUCAGACUACAUAUUUGAGCGUGAAGCUAAAUAUGGUGCACAUAAUUAUCACCCACUACCUGUGGCACUUGAAAAAGGAAAAGGUGUUUACGUGUGGGACGUAGAAGGCAAAAAAUAUUUUGAUUUCUUAAGUUCUUACAGCGCUGUCAAUCAAGGUCAUUGUCACCCAAAGAUUGUAGCCGCUUUGAAAUCCCAGUGUGAAAAACUUACUCUUACCUCAAGAGCAUUUUAUAAUGACGUGCUUGGUGAAUAUGAAGAAUAUAUCACGAAAAUGUUCAAAUACAACAAAGUGCUUCCAAUGAACACAGGUGUGGAGGCUGGAGAAACAGCAUGCAAGCUGGCUCGUAAAUGGGCUUACACAGUGAAAGGUAUUCCAAAAUACAAAGCAAAGAUUAUUUUUGCAGCUGGCAACUUUUGGGGAAGAACAUUAUCAGCAAUCUCAAGCUCUACAGAUCCUUCCAGCUAUGAUGGGUUUGGACCAUUUAUGCCAGGUUUUGAAGUAAUUUCCUACAAUGAUUUGCCUGCUCUUGAGCGUGCGCUUCAAGAUCCAAAUGUUGCGGCCUUUAUGGUAGAACCGAUUCAAGGUGAAGCUGGUGUGGUUGUUCCUGAUAAAGGUUAUCUCACAGGAGUGCGAGAACUUUGCACAAAGCAUAAUGUGCUCUUUAUUGCUGAUGAAAUUCAAACUGGAUUAGCCAGAACAGGGGAAAUGUUAGCUGUUGAUCAUGAAAAUGUUAGACCCGAUGUGGUUUUGCUUGGAAAGGCGCUGUCUGGAGGUAUUUAUCCUGUGUCAGCAGUUCUAUGUGAUGAUGAAAUUAUGCUCACCAUAAAACCUGGUGAACAUGGCUCUACAUAUGGAGGGAACCCACUGGCCUGCCGAGUGGCCAUGGCAGCACUUGAGGUCAUUGAAGAAGAGGAAUUGGUUAAAAAUGCAGACAUCAUGGGCAGCCUAUUGAGAAAAGAGCUGAUGAAGACUCCAUCAGAUAUUGUCACUCAAGUCAGAGGAAAAGGAUUACUGAAUGCUAUUGUUAUUCGGGAAACUAAAGAUUGGGAUGCCUGGAAAGUGUGCCUGAGACUCCGUGACAAUGGACUGCUGGCCAAGCCGACACAUGGAGAUAUAAUCCGGUUGGCUCCCCCACUAGUGAUCAAGGAAGACGAGAUCAGAGAGUGCAUUGAAAUUAUCCACAAAACCCUCCUCUCUUUUUGAAGCCGUCUUGUUUGACCUGUGCCCGUAAUCAGAUGGCAAACUGCUGUAGCUGAAGCAUGGUAUUGCAUUAGCUCAGCUUGAUCCUUCCUGGUUUAUUUAAUUUUUUGCUCUGUUCAGCCACAGAAAAGCUGCCUUUGAAGAUCAAACUAAAACAUUUAUUUUAUAAUGGACCUAAAGCGGAAAAAAAAAAAGACUAAAUUUCUUCUCUUUUUUCUGUUCGUGGACUAUUUGUUCAAUCUCUUUUAAUGAACUGUAAUUUGAAUAGUUACAUUUCAGCCAAAGUAUAAAUUAUAUACCUUCCUGUACCAAAUAUUACAUCUAAUGAAACUUUUCAUUAAAAAAAAAAUUAAGGGCA
Molecule: messenger RNA, 1826 nt
Organism: Pantherophis guttatus
Lineage: Eukaryota; Metazoa; Chordata; Lepidosauria; Squamata; Colubridae
Gene: OAT
Product: ornithine aminotransferase
Cellular component (GO): cytoplasm
Molecular function (GO): identical protein binding; pyridoxal phosphate binding; L-ornithine transaminase activity
Source: RefSeq, a predicted model, not a curated record